Molecule: messenger RNA, 2476 nt
Organism: Helianthus annuus (common sunflower)
Lineage: Eukaryota; Viridiplantae; Streptophyta; Magnoliopsida; Asterales; Asteraceae
Product: MLO-like protein 11
Exons: 14
Coding region: 557-2248 (563 amino acids)
Biological process (GO): defense response
Cellular component (GO): membrane
Source: RefSeq, a predicted model, not a curated record
AGAGCAAAUGAGUCUCCAGUUGGAGAGAUUAUCGACUACGGUCCGAAGUUGCUAAGAAAACCCCUUUUUUGUAUAUUAAUUGUUCAUCCCAAAGUGUACUUUGCAUCUUUCUUUAUUACACAAACAACUCAAAGCUGUAUUUUUUUCAUUAUUUCUGAGCGAAAAGAGAGUUGGGUGUAUCUUGGAAACCAGUAAAGAUUCGUUUGAAACUUCCUUUUUCAACAAUCUUUAUACAACGUAUACAUAGUUAUGUAAAGAUUAUAAAGAUCGUAUAGGAAAGUACAAAUCUUGUUUUACUGGUUUUGCCUAACCAGUAGUUAUAAUUAUUAUUACAUAUAUUUUAUUUUACUACUGAGCUCCAGGAAAAGUGGGUCUUUACUGUGUGCACACAUCCUGUUCGACUAAAUGUCUGUGAGAGAUUGUUCUGUAAAACUGUAAAGUUUGUAUUGGGAGAUUUGGGUUUUGAGUAAUUAGGUGUUCUUGUUCUGGGUACUGAGAAAAAAGAAGCAAGAAAUUUUCUUGGAUAUUGUGCGUGUUUGUAUGUUAUUGGUGAAAGAUGACAUCAGAGGAUGACAAAGAAGAAUCAAGAUCUUUGGCUUUGACUCCAACAUGGUCUGUGGCUACUGUCUUGACCAUCUUUGUUGUUGUUUCUUUGCUUGUGGAGAGAUCAAUUCAUCGUUUAAGCAAUUGGUUGAAGAAAACAAACCGCAAGCCGUUGCUGGCUGCAGUGGAGAAAAUGAAAGAAGAGUUGAUGCUUCUUGGCUUCAUAUCUCUCCUUCUUACAGCCACUUCUAGCAUCAUAUCAGACAUAUGUAUCCCGUCAAAAUACUACGACAGCGCAUUUGCUCCAUGCACCAGAUCUGAAGUCGAUGAAGAAAUGGAGGAGAAUAAUAAUAAGCGGAAACUUUUUAUGAGUUUUUCAUAUCCUCAUCGGAGGGUAUUGAAUGUGUUGAACCAGAACACCUGUCAAAAGGAUUACGAACCCUUUGUAUCAUACGAAGGCCUUGAGCAAUUACACCGCUUUAUUUUUGUUAUGGCAAUUACUCAUGUAUCUUACAGCUGCUUAACAAUGCUUCUGGCUGUCGUGAAGAUCCACAGUUGGAGGAAAUGGGAGGAUGAGGCUCAAGUGGACCGGCAUGAUGUGUUAACCGAAAUAUCAAGAAAUAAGACAAUGAGGAGGCAAUCCACAAUUGCCAAAUUCCACUCAUCAAAUUCGAUGGUUAUAAAUGGUUUCUUUUCUUGGAUGGUAUGUUUCUUUCGGCAAUUUGGGCGUUCAGUUGUUCGUGCGGAUUACCUUACACUGCGUAAAGCCUUCAUCUUGAACCACAACCUCACAUCAAAAUAUGAUUUUCACAGUUAUAUGAUCCGUUCUAUGGAAGAAGAGUUUCAAAGAAUAGUUGGAGUAAGUGGUCCACUUUGGGGGUUUGUGGUUGCUUUUAUGCUUUUUAAUGUGAAAGGAUCAAAUCUUUAUUUCUGGAUUGCCAUUAUUCCAAUCACUCUUGUUCUACUUGUGGGGACGAAACUGCAACAUGUUAUUGCGACUUUGGCACUAGAGAGUGCGGGAGUUACAGGGUAUGUUGCAGAAACAAGACUAAAGCCCCGAGAUGAACUUUUUUGGUUUAAGAAGCCAGAAUUAUUGCUCUCGUUAAUCCAUUUUAUUCUUUUCCAGAACGCAUUUGAGCUAGCUUCAUUCUUCUGGUUUUGGUGGCAAUUUGGCUACGAUUCUUGUUUUAUCAAGAACCAUCUGCUUGUGUAUAUGCGGUUAUUUUUGGGGUUUGUGGGACAGUUCUUGUGCAGCUAUAGCACCCUACCACUGUAUGCACUCGUUACACAGAUGGGUACAAAUUACAAGGCUGCAUUAAUUCCGCAAAGAAUAAGAGACACAAUCCAUGGUUGGGGAAAAGCAGCCAGAAGAAGGAGAAGGCGGUUAGGAAUAUACGGUGACGACUCGACAGUUCACACCGACACAAGCACCGUGGUAUCUGUAGAGGAAUAUGACCAUGACCACCAAGAGCUUGAUAGUCCACGAGCAAGGUUGGCACCCAGUCCGGGUCUGGAAAUCGAGUUGCCGACACAUAGAGUGUUAAUGCCGGAUGGUUCGGACUCACCGUUUGUGGCUAAUGAAAACUCAAGCCGGGUUGGUACACCAUUGCUUAAACCCUGUGCGUCUGUGUCUGCUGCAGCUUCACCAAGUUUUGUGCCGGUAAUUGUUACGAGAUCGUCGUCGUUGCCAGCUCAGCCAGAAUGAAGGUGAAGAUGGACAGUUUUUACGGUUACUUUUACAUGUUAAUAUGUGUAGGAGAAUAUUGCUUGUAAUACUAUAUGAAAGUGAAAUAAUUACGAUAAAACUAGUUUAUAUAAAUAUUACAAAUGAAUAAAUAAAAGAGAGAACAGUAGAUUGGAGCAAGAGUUGUGGUAUUCACAACUGAGAAUUGUAGGUUGCAGUUAUUUGAUAUUCUUGUAUGUUUUCCGUGUU